This is a messenger RNA of Triticum urartu, 1304 nucleotides long. Lineage: Eukaryota; Viridiplantae; Streptophyta; Magnoliopsida; Poales; Poaceae. The record is from RefSeq and is a predicted model, not a curated record.
AAAAGCUAUGGCGGACAAUACCGGCAGAGAGGGAGAAGAGGCCCUGUUCGAGAUCAUACACAGCCCUAACAGCCCAGAUGAUCUGAAUGAAGCAAAUGACGGCUCCCAAUAUCUGAACAAUACCGGGGAGGGUGAUGAUAAGAUAUUCGAUCUCGACGACCGAGCUGAUGAAGUCAUGAACUAUGAUUAUGAUUAUGAUGACGCAGACAAUGAUUAUGAUGACGAAUACAAUGUUGAUCUUGAAAUAACAAAGACUACCGGCGAGCCCUCCGGAUCGAGCAAAUCUGCUUCUACAGACAGCAGGACAAAGCGCGGCCCAGGCAAAAAGUUGAAGAAGGGUGUAAAGUACAACAUCGAUUCCAUCAAAGCUAGUGGCGAACCCCUCACGCCUAAGAACAUUGCGAACAAUUUCGUUCGUCAGUGCGGAGUUCUUGUGAAGGACCAACUCCCGAUCUCCAUUCAAGAAUGGAAAGAGCCAAAAACUAAACGCCUAGAUGUUACUUGGGUCGACGACAGAGGAAAACAAAAGCUUUGGGAAUCUCUGAUGGAACAUUUCACCCUACCAGAUUAUUUCACUGAUGCAGAUGUGCAGAAAGUCAAGGACGCUGCUCUUAAGAAGAUGGCAAUUGCAUUCAACACCCACAAGAAAACUGUAUGGGCCAACUACCUCGCUGCAGAAAGGAAGACUCCAGAAUUCAAGGGAACACUGGAGAAGCAAAGAGAACACUGGCCCGCUUUCGUGAAAUUCAAGGAAUCAGAAUUAUCUAAGGAACGGUCGAGAAAAAACAAGGCCAAUGCCGCAAAAAAGACGCAGUUCCAUAGGCUGGGUCUAGGUGGCUACGCGGUGGCAAUGCCUAAGUGGGAUAAGUCUGAGCAAGAGAUGGAGGAUGCAGGGGUCACUCCGGUUACUAGGAGCUGGCCCCCUAGGUGCAGAACUUGGUUCUAUGCGCAUGGGGGGGCGUUGGACCUGAAGACAGGCCUGGUUUCGAAGAAGGCAAGUCUAAAAGGAGCAGAACAAAAGUUACUUGACGCAAUAGAAGAUGCUCGAAAGGGGGUGUUCACGCCCAACAGAGAGAACGACGAGCUUACGCGCGCCCUGGGAAAUCCUGAACACCCGGGAAGAACAUGAGGCAAGGGUGUUAUUCCCUGGUAUGAGGGAUUUUCGGAAUGGAACGAUGACUACAGGACCCGUGCAAGAAAGAUGAUGGAGGAGGAGAAGAAGAGGAAGCUGGAGGAGGAGCAGAGGAAGCAGGACGCGGAACGCCUUCAAGGCCUAGAAGCAAGGCACGCGGACUUGGCACUCA